AUGAAUCUCAUCGCUUUUUACGAGGAGAAAGGAACAGACCUCCUAGGACGCUCAUUGUUGAGGAUUCUUCAAUGGAAUGAGGAGAGGCUGGAGAAAUGCCACAACUACAUUCAGUUCCUCUUCCCUCUGCCUGAGAUGUCUAACGUCAACGUUAAUGCGCCUAUCAUCGACCGCCGCGUCUUUGAUGAAUUUCGUUUGCGGCCUGACUUGAGACGAAAUUUGAAGAUGUCAUUUAAGAAGAUGCUGUGGUUCUACGGAUUUCGGCUCGAGACCGAGGGUGAACGUAUCAAGGUCUGCAGAGGUGAAAACUUCGACCAACAAAGCCGUAUUUGGGAUUGCAGAUUUGACCACAACCACCUACGGAUUACCAGAAUCAUUCGCUGCCUUCGAGUUCUCGGCUUAGAAGAAGAGGCCUUGGCAUUCCGGGCUACCCUAGAGAGCUCAACCAUCAAUGUCAGUGCAAGAUCGCGAGAAUUCUGGCGUCGUGCGGCCAAGCGAUCGUUGAACUUGCGUCCGGAUUUCGAGGAGGAUGACAUCGAUGGGGAGGAUGAUCUGACCGUCGGGCCCGCAUUUCUACGUGAAUUCGAGCAGAGGCGCAAGGAGCAGGCGCAAUCCGAUGCAAAUGCAGCACGAAUAAAGAAAGAGGUUGAGAACUCUGAGGCUCAAUCUAACGCAAAUUCAGUACGAAUCAAGGAGGAACCCGAGGACUUUUAG
Molecule: messenger RNA, 714 nt
Organism: Drepanopeziza brunnea f. sp. 'multigermtubi' MB_m1
Lineage: Eukaryota; Fungi; Ascomycota; Leotiomycetes; Helotiales; Drepanopezizaceae
Cellular component (GO): membrane
Molecular function (GO): opioid growth factor receptor activity
Source: RefSeq, a predicted model, not a curated record